CCUGGGAACAAUGCAGCUCCGCGCGCGGGCUGAGAGGACUCUGCCCCACCCCAGGUUCCACGCUGUCCCUUCCCAGGCGGCCAGGUGCCUGCUUGCCACUUUCACCCAGAGGCCCGAGGUGCCAGCACGGAUUAGCGCCUGGAGAGCUCAGGCUCCCGGGCGACGUCGUCCCUGGGUCCCCUGAGGACCCGCUUCCCCCUACGAGUGUCUUCGCGCUCCCCGAGCUCUACACAAAGAGAGGCGACGUCCCUUUCGGGGAGGGCGGCUUACGCCCAUCCUCCACCCUCGGAGUUGGACUGGGGAUCCCGCAGAAGCUACGGCUAUCCGGCUCUUUUUAAAUCCCAGUCCCGGGAGGUUCGGCGCUGGAGCCGAGGCGGGGACCCUCUCCUGACGCUGCGCUCUCUGCGAGGCAAUCUUUCACGUCCAUUGCUUGUCAUCUUAGGAUCCCCAUGUUAUUUUAGCCCAGAUUGGCUAGUUCUGGGGAGGCGGCAUGGUGGGACGAUUCUGUCCCGAGUCCCCGCCAGGCUUUGUCCGGGUCGCCGCUACCAGCGCCUUCUCCCUAGACCCUCUAUCCGGGGAAUCUCGCCUGGGGUGCGGGUACCGGGGACCGCGCGGCGCUGCCUCGUGGGUGGAUGGAUGCACCGUGCCGGCGAGGGAGACCGGGGGCUGGGCCUGGGAGACCCUAGCGGGGGCAGGGGAUAAGAAGAUGUAUUCCACUGCAACGACUUUUACACCACUUUCAAGUACCUCCUCCCCGAAUACGACUACCCCAAAUGCAGCUAAUACCACCACCAAGGCGGUUGGUGGUGCCCUGCAGUCAACAGCCAGUCUCUUCGUGGUCUCACUCUCUCUUCUACAUCUCUACUGUUAAGAGACUCAGGCCAAGAAACAUCUUCUAAACUUCCCCAUCUUCUAAACCCAAUCCAAAUGGCGUCUUGGCAAGGAAAAACAGGUCUUCAUUGAAUCUACUAAUUCCACACCUUUUAUUGACGCAGAAAAUGUUGAGAAUCCCAAAUUUGAUCUGCUUGAAGAACAUGUGAGAGGUUUGACUAGAUGAUAGAUGCCAAUGUUAAAUUUGCUGGUGUUUCACGUACAAGAUGAAGGAGAGGCAACAUCCAAAAUAGCUUAAGACAUGAUUUCCUUGAAUGUGGUUUAAGAAAUAUGGACACUUAAUUCUACCUUGAAAAAUAAGAAUAGUAAUAAAGGAUGUGAUUGUGGAAUGGAGAUUCAGUUUUCAUUUGGUUCAUUAAUUCUAUAAGGUCAUAAAACAGGUAAUAUAAAAAACUUCCAUGAUUCUAUUUAUAUGUACAUUAGAAGGAACUUCCAGGUGUUACUGUAAUUCCUCAAUGUAUUGUUUCGACAGCACUAAUUUAAUGCUGAUAUACUCUAGAUGAAGUUGAGCUAUCGCUGUUCUCUUGGGAACUGAACUCACUUUCCUCUUGAGGCUUUGGAUUUGACAUUGUAUUUGACUUUUUACGUAGUAAUUGACAUGUGCCAGGGCAAUGAUGAAUGAGAAUCUACCCCCAGGUCCAAGCAUUCUGAGCAACUCUUGAUUAUCCAUAAAGAGUCAAAUGGUAGGCAUUUCCUAUCACCUAUUUCCAUUCAACAAGAACACUACAUUCAUUUAGCUAAACAGAUUCCAAAGAGUAGAAUUCCAUUGACCGCAAUUAAUUUCAAAAUACUUUUUAUUAUUAUUAUUUUUUAGAUGGAGUCUCACUUUGUCACCCAGGCUGGAGUGCAGUGGCGCGAUCUCAGCUCAGUGCACCCUCUGCCUCCUGGGCUCAAGCGAUUCUCCUGCCUCAGCCUCCCAAGUAGCUGGGAUUACAGGCACCUACCACCAUGCCCGGCUAAUUUUUGUAAUUUUACUAGAGAAAGGGUUUCACCAUGUUGCCCAGGCUGGUUUCGAACUCCUGACCUCAGGUGAUCUGCCUGGCUUGGUCUCCCAAAGUGCUGGGAUUAUAGGUUUGAGCCCCCGCGCCCAGCUGUCAAAACGCUUUUUAUAUCUGCAUAUGUUGAAUACUUUUUACAAUUUAGAAAAAUGAUCUGUUUUGAAGGCAAAAUUGCAGAUCUUGAAAUUAAAAAGGCAAAAAUGUAAAGGAAUCAAAACCGUAAAUCAAGUAUUUGGGAAGUGAAGACUGGAAGCUAAUUUGCAUUAAAUUCACAAAAACUUUUAUACUCUUUCUGUAUAUACUUUUUUUUCUUUAAACAGUUAUGGAUCAGAAUAGCCACAUUUGGAACACUUUUUGUUAUCAGUCAAUAUUUUUAGAUAGUUAGAACCUGGUCCUAAGCCUAAAAGUGGGCUUGAUUCUGCAGUAAACAUUUUACAACUGCCUCAACACACAGAAACCUUUUUAAAAAUAGACACUCCCCGAAGUCUUUUGUUCGCAUGGUCACACACUGAUGCUUAGAUGUUCCAGGAAUCUAAUAUGGCCACAGUAGUCUUGAUGACCAAAGUCAUUUUUUUCCAUCUUUAGAAAACUACAUGGAAACAAACAGAUUGAACACAUCUGAAGCUACUGUGUGUGUGAAUGAACACUCUUCUGCUUUAUUCCAGAAUGCUGUACAUCUAUUUUGGAUUGUAUAUUGUGUUUGUGUAUUUAUGCUUUGAUUCAUAGUAAAUUCUUAUGUUAUGGAAUUGAUUUGCAUUGAACACAAACUGUAAAUAAAAAGAAAGAAAUGGCUGAAAGAGCAA
This is a messenger RNA of Mandrillus leucophaeus (drill), 2692 nucleotides long. It is a transcript of the gene CD24, whose product is annotated as CD24 molecule. The coding region runs from base 491 to 871 and encodes 126 amino acids. The record is from RefSeq and is a predicted model, not a curated record. Gene Ontology annotation, cellular component: external side of plasma membrane. Gene Ontology annotation, biological process: cell adhesion. NCBI's taxonomy places the organism in Eukaryota, Metazoa, Chordata, Mammalia, Primates, Cercopithecidae. The transcript is spliced from 2 exons.